Molecule: messenger RNA, 2636 nt
Organism: Plasmodium gaboni
Lineage: Eukaryota; Apicomplexa; Aconoidasida; Haemosporida; Plasmodiidae
Product: serine repeat antigen 6
Exons: 3
Cellular component (GO): lysosome
Molecular function (GO): cysteine-type endopeptidase activity
Source: RefSeq, a predicted model, not a curated record
CACAAUCUUCACAUCCAGGUCCAGGUCCAAAUGAACAACCUUCAAGUCCAAGUCCAACUGAAAGACCUUCAGGUGAAACUCCAUCUUCACCUCAAACUUUAAAUAAAGCCGCCGUUCCUGAAAUCCCUAUUCAAAUAACUUCUGCACUUUUAAAAAAUUAUAAUGGGGUUAAGGUUACGGGACCAUGUGGAGCAUAUUUCAGAGUGUAUCUUGUCCCUCACAUCUUAAUUUAUGCCUUAACAAAAUACAGUGUAAUACAACUUGAGUCCUUAUUCAAUGAUAACCCAAGAAUUGAUGUUGAGCACACAGGGGCACUUCAAAAUAAAUGUUCUGAAGGAAAGCAUUUCAAAUUAGUUGUUUAUAUAACACAUAAUACGUUAACUCUCAAAUGGAAAACACAUAAUCCUAAAGAAGAAACGAAGAGUGACGUUGUGGAUAUAAGAAAAUACAGAAUCCCAACAUUAGAACGUCCAUUUACUUCCAUACAAGUUUAUACGGCAAAUCCUAAGGCAGGGUUGAUUGAAACGAAGAAUUAUAAUAUAAGGACUGAUAUUCCUGAUACUUGUGAUACCAUUGCCACUGACUGCUUUUUGAAUGGUAACGUUAAUAUUGAGAAAUGCUUUCAAUGUACCUUGUUAGUUCAAAAAAAAGAUAUAUCCCAUGAAUGCUUUAAGUACGUGUCAAAAGAAAUGAAGAAAAAGAUGAACGAAAUAAAAGUCAAGGCAGAAGAUGAUUCCAAUUCUGAUGAAUAUAAAUUAAUAGAAUCUAUUGAUAAUAUAUUGAGUAAAAUAUAUAAAAAAUCAAAUGAACCUUUUGAAAAUAGUAAAGAAUUAAUUAGUUUAGAAGAUUUAGAUUAUCAAUUUAAAAAUGAAUUAUUAGAAUAUUGUAAUUUAUUGAAAAAAGUUGAUACUAGUGGAACAUUGGAGAGUUACGAAUUAAGCAAUGAAGAAGAUAUAUAUAAUAAUUUGACUAGGUUAUUGAGGUCUCAUUCUGACGAGAAUGUUGUAACUUUACAAGGAAAGCUUAGAAAUACAGCUAUAUGUAUAAAGAAUGUUGAUGAAUGGAUAUUAAAUAAAAGAGGUCUAACAUUACCUAGUGAAUCAGAUGAUUACUUUAAUAAUUAUAAUGACAAUGAUAAAAAGGAAGAUCAAGAUAGUGUAAAUAAUAAUAUGAACGAGGAUUUUAAAGAUGAUAACAGUAAUAAAAAUGAUGAUGAUACUAAUUAUGUUUAUGAUUUUGAUGAUGAUGAUUAUGAUAACAAUAAUUAUGAGACAGAUAUGUAUGAAGAUUCUAUAAAAGCAGAUAAGGAUGGUGUUAUUGAUUUAGAAAAAAUUGGUAACAAAAUAAAAUUGAGAUCACCUUAUUUUAAAAAUAGUAAAUAUUGUAAUUAUGAAUAUUGUAAUAGAUGGAGAGAUAAAACUAGUUGUAUAUCUCAAAUAGAAGUAGAAGAACAAGGUAAUUGUGGUUUAUGUUGGGUAUUUGCAUCUAAAUUACAUGUAGAAACCAUUAGAUGUAUGAGAGGUUAUGGUCAUUAUAGAAGUUCUGCAUUAUAUGUAGCAAAUUGUUCUAAGAGAAAACCUAUAGAUAGAUGUGAAGAAGGAUCGAAUCCAUUAGAAUUUUUAAGAAUAUUAGAUGAAAAGAAAUUUUUACCUUUAGAAUCUAAUUAUCCAUAUUCAUAUACAAAUGCAGGUAAUUCAUGUCCUAAGAUACAGAAUAGUUGGACAAAUUUAUGGGGUGAUACAAAAUUAUUAUUUAAUAAAAGAAUUCAUCGUUAUAUAGGAAAUAAAGGAUUUAUAUCACAUGAAACAUCAUAUUUUAAAGAUAAUAUGGAUUUAUUUAUAGAUAUGGUGAAGAGAGAAGUUCAAAAUAAAGGUUCAGUAAUUGUAUAUAUAAAAACACAAGACGUUAUAGGUUAUGAUUUUAAUGGUAAGGGUGUACAUAGUAUGUGUGGUGAUAGAACACCUGACCAUGCAGCUAAUAUAAUAGGUUAUGGUAAUUAUAUUAAUAAGAAAGGAGAAAAAAGAUCAUAUUGGUUAAUAAGAAAUAGUUGGAGUUAUUAUUGGGGAGAUGAAGGAAAUUUCAGAGUAGAUAUGUUAGGACCUAAGAAUUGUUUGUAUAAUUUUAUACAUACUGUUGUAUUUUUUAAAUUAGAUCUAGGUGCAAUAAAUGUACCUAAAAAGACAUUUUGGAGAAGAAAUGUCUAUUUCUUAAGACAUAAUCCUGAUUUCAUGUAUACAUUAUAUUAUAAUAAUUAUGAACCAGAAACAUCACAAAAUUAUAUAAGUGACGAUAAUUAUGAAAAUACUUUUGUACAUGGACAAAGUGAUGAAACAGAAGAAACUGAUAUAAAAAGACAAGGUGUUCAAAAUUCUGUGGAGAAAAAAAUCCAAAUACUCCAUAUAUUAAAACAUAUAAAUAACUCACAAGUAAAAAGAGGAUUAGUAAAAUAUGAUAAUUUAAAUGAAACAAAAGAUGAACAUUCAUGUUCAAGAGUUAAUUCAGAGGAUCCAGAUAAAUAUGAAGAAUGUAAAAAAUUCUGUUUAACCAAGUGGAAUGAAUGUAAAGAUCAUUAUUCACCAGGUUAUUGCUUGACAGAUUUAUACAAGGAAAAACAUUGUAAUUUCUGUUACGUAUAA